CGGUUCCUGAAUUUUGGCACUGAGCCAAUCAGCCCGCCACCGUUCACUUUUUUUGACCAGUAUUUUUCUAAAAGACACGAUGUCGUUUGGAGCACACCUAACUCAAAGCAGCGGAUUUUCUCGAAAGCUCACGCCAUUUUGGACUGGCAGCGCUUAGCCAGAAUAGAUAUUUCUCUGUAGUACAUUGUGUGUUCAUUCUGGACUUCUGGCUAAUAUCCCUGUUUUUCUUUUCUUUUUUUUUUUUUUAAUUAUCUAUAAAAUUUCUCUACCCUCUCACUAUAAUGAUAAAGUCUAGGAUAUGCCCGCUUAAAUUCACCUCCAGAUGUCUCAAAUCCCUCUAGCAAUUUCCAUUUUGACCCAUUUAUGAGCCCUUAAUUCUCCAUUAUUCUGACCUUCAUUUUACCUCGCUUUGUGUUACUUUCCCGCGUUAAUUUCGACACCAUGGCUGCUCUUCUCAGAUCGAAAACUUCCAAGGAAACGGCUUCUCUUAGAGCCUCUCAAUUCAGAAACUUUUUACUCAAUUACAUGUUCGCGGGUGGCAUGUCUACCUGUUACUCUACGCAUCGAAGAAGCUUGGAUGACUACUUCGGCAACUCUCCCUCUCACUCCACCGCUUUCAACCCCGUCUCGCUGCGCGGUGAAUUCUUUGAGAAGGGUACUCAAUUAUUGGAUAAUAGGAGAAGUGGCCGUGAUUCGAGUAAGGAUUUUGGUAGAAAUUGGACCGAGAAAUUGAAUGGUAGUGAUAGUGGGUCCAAUUAUGGGGAUCCGCCAGAGGUGUGGCAACCUCCGGGAGAUGGGAUUGCCACAGUUCGGGUAAACGGAGCCUCAAUGGAUGUAGUUCGUGGAGGUAGAGGUGGGUCUGGGUCGAAUUCGAAAGAUGGGUGCUGGGGUGGAUCCAAUUUGGGUAAUAAUUUUCCAACGCCAAAAGAGAUCUGUAAGGGACUGGAUAAAUUUGUGAUUGGACAAGAACGCGCUAAAAAGGUGCUUUCUGUUGCAGUUUACAAUCACUACAAGAGAAUCUAUCAUGAUUCCAUUCAGAAGUGGUCUGCAGGAGAUUCAGGGAACAACAAAACAGAAGCUAUAGAUGAUGAUGGAGUGGAACUUGAGAAAAGUAACAUUCUUCUAAUGGGACCAACAGGCUCAGGGAAGACAUUACUUGCCAAAACCUUGGCACGGUUUGUCAAUGUUCCUUUUGUUAUUGCAGAUGCAACUACUUUAACUCAGGCAGGAUAUGUAGGGGAAGAUGUAGAGUCCAUAUUGGGCAAGCUGCUACUGGCUGCUGACUAUAAUGUGGCAGCUGCCCAGCAGGGCAUUGUAUACAUCGAUGAAGUUGACAAGAUCACAAAAAAGGCUGAGAGUGUUAACAUUAGCAGAGAUGUAUCAGGUGAGGGUGUUCAGCAGGCAUUGUUAAAAAUGCUCGAGGGAACGGUUGUCAAUGUUCCUGAGAAGGGAGGCCGAAAGCAUCCAAGAGGUGACAAUAUUCAGAUGGAUACAAAGGAUAUACUCUUCAUUUGUGGAGGUGCGUUUGUUGACUUGGAUAAAACUAUUUCAGAAAGGCGCCAAGAUUCUUCCAUUGGAUUUGGUGCGCCUGUACGUGCAAACAUGAGGAUGGGUACUGUUACUAGUGCUGCUGUGACAUCAUCAUUAUUGGAGACUGUUGAAAGUAGUGAUCUUAUUUCAUAUGGUUUGAUACCUGAAUUUGUUGGAAGAUUUCCCAUCCUUGUGAGCUUGUCAGCUCUUACUGAGGAUCAGCUUGUCCAGGUUCUAAUAGAGCCAAAAAAUGCCCUUGGGAAGCAAUAUAAGAAGAUGUUUCAAAUGAAUGAUGUUAAGUUACAUUUCACAGAAAAUGCUUUCAGACUAAUUGCUAAAAAAGCAAUAAAGAAAAAUACUGGCGCUCGAGGGUUGCGGUCCAUACUUGAAACUAUCUUGAUGGAUGCCAUGUAUGAGAUACCUGAUGUUAGAACAGGUGAAGAUAUUAUAGAUGCUGUUGUAGUUGAUGAGGAAUCAGUAGGAGCCGAGGGACCUGGAACUGGAGCCAAGAUCCUAUACGGCAAGGGUGCAUUGGAUCGUUAUCUUUCCAAACACAAAUCAAAGAAUUUAGAGACAAGUGCCGACGGGUCUGAUGGAGAACCAGAGCCAGAAACAGAGGUUUCCUCCAUAGUUGCUAGCAUGUAAUCUGUUGAUCUUAUGUGUAGCUUUAUCCAUGUACAUAAUAAUAGCUCCACAUUAAUUUAAUAAAUUUAAAAGAUGCAAUUACAACACAGUGUCGAUUCCUUGGAACUGUGCAGAACUUGAAUUCAAUAAGCAGCAUAUUAUAAUUGUACAUGUAUUAGUCACGUGGCCUCCCCAUUGGUGAGCUUAGCAUACCUUGUUUUGAUUUUUAUUUUGGGAGAAAUGUUAUAUUAGUUAUUACGGAA
Manihot esculenta (cassava) is the source of this 2417-nucleotide messenger RNA. RefSeq names its product CLP protease regulatory subunit CLPX1, mitochondrial. The coding region runs from base 442 to 2175 and encodes 577 amino acids. Gene Ontology annotation, biological process: protein catabolic process; protein folding; proteolysis. The record is from RefSeq and is a predicted model, not a curated record. NCBI's taxonomy places the organism in Eukaryota, Viridiplantae, Streptophyta, Magnoliopsida, Malpighiales, Euphorbiaceae. Gene Ontology annotation, molecular function: ATP binding; ATP-dependent protein folding chaperone; ATP hydrolysis activity. The transcript is spliced from 15 exons. Gene Ontology annotation, cellular component: mitochondrial matrix.